Molecule: messenger RNA, 1314 nt
Organism: Pelagomonas calceolata
Lineage: Eukaryota; Pelagophyceae; Pelagomonadales; Pelagomonadaceae
Source: the annotation of a GenBank genome assembly
UUUUUGUCUGUGGCUUCGAGGGGCGUCUGACCCUGCCAAUGAGCCAGUGACCCGUUCAAGAACGAAAAUCACUGCUCCAGCAUCGAUUCGCAUCGGUUCCAGCACGAAAAUUGGCUGCAAAUUGACGGAGAGCCUUCACACUUUGGGAGAGCUUGUUUGGCUGGGCCUGGUGCCGCGAGAAAGACCGGGGGACUGCUAAAAUGCUCUCCCUGCUCGAAGGAGAGCUGCCAAAGCUGGCGGCCGCCGCCGUCUGCGCGAGCAUCGUGAGCUAUAACGCUUUCCUACUAUUAGUCGUAAAACCCAUGGUCCUGAAACAGAUGCGCAAGGAACUCGGCACGGACGUAUCGAUAAAAACGCUCGUCGUCCGGCCCCUCGCCGGCGUCUUCGAGCUGAGAGGACUGGUCGUCAAGGGCGACACGUCCACGACUUUCGCCACCAUCGACAUUUUGAGAUGCACCACCACUGGAGUGCUGGGAACACUCAGCCUCGCGGGGCCGCAAACUUUCUCAUUGGGCAUGCACGUGCCCUGGGUCGUGGGCUUCCGGGGCAAGAUGAUCGAGCACGUGGCCGUCGAGGGGUGCACGGUCGUCGUCGACGAGGGCAACGGCGCAUUCUGGAAGCGACGGGACGCGCGCCUCAAGGCCAAGUCGGCCGCCAAGAAAAGACGAGUCCUGGAGAAAGAAUUAAGGUGGCGUUUACUCCACGUCGACGACAAGGACGCGGUUCGGAAACGGCUGGAGCUCCUCCGGUCGCUCGAUGGAGAAGACUCGGAGUCGGAUGACGAGCACGAGGCCUACAUGGAGAGCGCGGCGGCGGACUGGGACGCGGCGGAGGCGUCGUCGCCGGGGAAGCAGUCCUACGCCGAGCGCCUGCAGGCGGCGCGGGAGCGCGUCAAAGCGCGCGUCGCGGCGCGGGUCCAGGCUAGAGCGGCCGACCACGCUCAAAAGGAGCUGCAGGAGGACCUGAGGAAGACGUACGCGACGAUCCGGCCUGCGUUCGACGACGAGCUGAUACAUAUCGGGUCGCUGGCGGUCGAGCGGUGUGCCGUCACGUUGAGGGGCCGCAAGGUGCGCCUGGACCACGCCGUGCGCGUCGCGGCCUACUGCGGCACGAUGCGCGACUUCCAGAAGCUCGUCGUCAAGCGCGUCAUGACGGCGGCCCUGGCGGACUCCGUCCAACAUAAACGUGAGAAGGUCCGCGAGAAGAUCAAGGAGAAGGCCGGCGACGCGGCUGCGCGGCUCAACGAGACACGAGCAGCCAUGCGCAAGAAGAUUUUCGGGGCGGGCCAGGCAUCGUAAGUUUUGACACAUUUUC